Molecule: messenger RNA, 1827 nt
Organism: Salvia miltiorrhiza (redroot sage)
Lineage: Eukaryota; Viridiplantae; Streptophyta; Magnoliopsida; Lamiales; Lamiaceae
Exons: 3
Coding region: 642-1631 (329 amino acids)
Source: RefSeq, a predicted model, not a curated record
GAAUGUUCCACUUCAAAUAUCUUGUUUCAUUUUAUGGAAAAAAAUAAUUUCAAUAAGUGAGAAUUUUUGGAAUCCACGUCAUAAUUUCAAAACUAUAUGUCACAUCAUUUUAUAAUCUAAUUAACAUCUUAAAUAAAGUUUCAUAAAAUUCUCGAAAUCAUAAUGAAUGAAUGGGAGUGGGUAUGCAUGCAACCCUGAAUCAGAAUAGUACUACUUCCUAUGUCCACGGAAUAGGUAUAAGGGCCUGUUUUGUAGAUUCUCUCGAUUGUUUAGCCCAAGCUUAGCUGGGCCACAUUCAUUUGCCCAAUCCUGGCAAGCAAUGUAGGCUGCUUGUUUUGUAGAAGUUGAUAGAAUAUCCAGAUAGACAUGUCAUGCGUUUUGUAGGCUUCUAUUUGGGUAAUGACAACAAUCAAAUUUACCAUAUUGUCCCUAUUUUAUUUUGGCAAAUUACCAGCGUAUCCUCUCCCAUUACGCAGAUUAUUUCUAGCGGGAAACAAGUCUAGGGUUACUCAAAUUGGGAGGGAUUUUAGUGCUGAGGGGAUUUUCGUUUCUCUGAAGCUUUGGAGCGAAAACUGGAAGCGCUACUACAACGGAAGGGGAAUCAAUCAACAAGCGGAGAAUAUUCGGUACAAUCCUCCUUCAUGACCAUGAGUGAGACGCAGCAAGGCAGUAGCGAUGUUUCUCGUGGAAUGGCAUCUAAGCCGGAGAAGACUCGCCGAAGCUGGACGAGUAGGGAUGAGGAGAUGUUGUUGGCGUCACUGAAGGAACUAGUUGCUCAAGGAUGGAAGGCUGACAAUGGGUUUCGGGCGGGCUACCUUCUAAAGCUGGAGGAGGCGAUGCGCAAGGAAUUUAUCGGGACUGACAUCAAAGGAAUGCCACAUAUCAAUUCCAAAAUAAGCGCGUGGAAAAAGAGCUAUAACUCCUUGUUGGCUGCCCUUGAUGUUAGUGGUGUUGGGUUCAAUGCGAAGGGGACCUUCAUGCUAGAUUGCGACAAUGAUCAGUGGGAGCAGAUUUUAAAGAAGGAUCGGAAUGCAAGUAAGAUGCGCUUCAAAAGCUGGCCAAUGCUUGAGGGAUGGAAAGAAGUUUUUGGUAAAGAUCGUGCAAAUGGGACCGGAGCAGAGGAUAUUAUGGAGGCAAUGCAUACCAUGUAUCAAGCUGAUAAUCUGGCCAAGGGAGGUGAUCAUCUUGGGCAGCAAGGUGGAGAUGGCUUUAACCAUGAUGUCAACGAAGAGGAAACAGCCAGUGUUGAUGGCGAAGAUAGUGUUUGCUUUGAUGACAAGAAGUCUGCAUCGGCUAAAAAAAUUGGAAAAAAACGUAAGGCAUCUGCAGGCGACGAAAUGAAUGGGGUGUACGCGUGGCUCGGAGAGAUUAGUCGUGACACGAAGGAGCGGCUGGAAAACCUGUCAACCCGCAUUGGCUAUGAGUUCGAUCUCAGUCAGGCAAGGCAGCACAUGUACGAGCAGCUUGGUAAGAUCCCCGGACUGGAUAUGAAUGAGAAAUUUGAUGUUUGUGAAAUCUUGGCGGACAAGGUGCAGCGCCUUGAGAUCUUCCUCGGGCUGCCUGACGACGCAAAUAUUCAUUACGUUGCACGACUUCUCGCCACUUAUCGCAAUCAGCCCCAGUUCCCAUGAAGUAUCGAGGCCCUUUGUUAGUAUUUUGUGAGAUCUUGUUGCAUCCAAACUUCUCUAUAUAGGAUCCAAGGUCCUUUUUGGCUUGUUGCAUGUUGGUUAAACGUAUGUAAUUAUAUUGCAAGUGGUAGAUGGUAGUAAUCCAAUAUCUAUUAGACUAUAUGCUACGUAUUGGAUUAUGAAUGUGUGGUUUUGCCUA